UUGAUGAGAUUAUUUUUUAGGGAAUAUUUGCCUAUAAAGUGGCACUUGUCGAAUAUUUAUAUGAUGAACAGGUUUUCCAUCAUCUUUCCCCAUUGGAUUUAGGGAACAGGAAUGCCAGAAUAUAUGAUGAUAUCGUGGGUAGUAUCAAACAUAAACACAAGGAACUCGAUCUAGUAGUAUUUCCAGAAGCGACACUAGUAGCAGAACCCUUAAAUACUCCAAAUGGUAGACUUGGAAUGACUUUUGUCCCUAAACCUGAGGACAAAAUAAUACCUUGCAGUUCUUCAAGAAAACAGUACUCAAGUUUUUUCAAACUAUUAUCAUGCACUGCGCAGAAGUAUCGCACCUAUUUGAUAAUAAACUUGAAGGAAAAAGAUGAUAGCAACGGAAGUAUGGAAUUUUACAAUACUAAUGUUGUAUUCAACAGAGAAGGAGAAGUUAUCGCAAGAUAUCGAAAAUAUAACCUCUACUUAGAACCAGAUACUAACAAACCUAAAAAACCAGAACUGGUUACCUUCAAAACUGAUUUCGGUGAAACCUUUGGUAUUUUCACGUGCUUUGAUAUUAUUUUUGAAUCUCCAGGAAUUGAACUAGUACGAAAAGGCGUGAAAAAUUUCAUAUUCCCUACUUUAUGGAUUCCAGAAUUACCAUUCCUUACGACUAAUCAGGUACAACAAAUGUGGGCAAAUGGAAAUGAUGCUUAUUUAAUGGCCGCAGGUGCUGCUCAACCAAGAUAUGGAGCAGGAGGUUUAGGAAUGUAUUUAGGGAAUAAAAUAACUUUGUCAAAAAUAGUCACACCACGAAUAGAUAAUUUUUAUUUAUAUGAAAACAUCCCAAAUAAAACUAGUCACAUUGAACAAAAGUGUUCUGCAAAGGUGAGCGAUAAAACUGCCAAAGAAAUGGAUAAGUACAACUUAUUCCAGGAGGACCUAUCAGAAUACUUUUAUAAGAAAUUGGAUCUAGCAAAACCAACAACGAUAAACGAAACAUUAUGUCAAAAUGGUUUAUGCUGCGAUUUUAUCAUUGAAACGACAAAUGAGGAAGUGAAAGAAUCUUUAGAUCGUUAUGAAUAUUUUCUAGUGGUAAGAAAUGGAUUGAGAACAUAUGGAAAUAAGACUUAUCAAAAUGCGUUGGAAAUAUGUGGCUUGAUAGCCUGCAAAGGAAAUUCUAUUAGUCAAUGCGGGCAAAGAUUACCUGAUUAUGAUCGAAUUUCAUGGCCUAUCACAUUCAAGAAGAUCAGUAUUUCCUCCAAAUUCAAGAAUCCCGAGAAGAAUAUGCAAUUUCCUAAUUCAUUACUAGCAGAUUUUUCUCCAAUAUCUCCAGCUUGCACCACUUGGACCAGCGAAACAGAUGACCAAAAAUCUACUAUUAGAAGAACUUUCACCACCAAAACAUCAAUAACAAAACUUCUCACAUUCGCAAUUUUUGGUAGAAACUAUGCCAUGGACGAAUAAUUAGGAUAAUAUUCUAUGAAUUUUUAUACAGUGCUGGCUAGAGAAGACGCUAGCCAAACUGCUGCCCCAGGCUGAGACACAAUUUGCCGCCCUAAGGGAGUCAACUUUUCAGAAUGCAAGAAAUUCAUAUUGUAUAAGAUGAAAAAAUGAAAGCACUUUUUCGAAAAAUUUUAA
Messenger RNA from Harmonia axyridis, 1628 nucleotides. Its product is annotated as vanin-like protein 1. The record is from RefSeq and is a predicted model, not a curated record. The transcript has 7 exons. The coding region runs from base 237 to 1454 and encodes 405 amino acids. Lineage: Eukaryota; Metazoa; Arthropoda; Insecta; Coleoptera; Coccinellidae.